Galleria mellonella (greater wax moth) is the source of this 3027-nucleotide messenger RNA. It is a transcript of the gene NiPp1, whose product is annotated as nuclear inhibitor of protein phosphatase 1. Gene Ontology annotation, cellular component: nuclear speck. Gene Ontology annotation, molecular function: protein serine/threonine phosphatase inhibitor activity; protein binding; mRNA binding. Bases 139 to 1182 code for a protein of 347 amino acids. The transcript is spliced from 9 exons. The record is from RefSeq and is a predicted model, not a curated record. NCBI's taxonomy places the organism in Eukaryota, Metazoa, Arthropoda, Insecta, Lepidoptera, Pyralidae.
UGUGUCCAUGGUGUGGUUAUGUUAUGCGGUUUACUUUUACUGAUCAUUAUAUUUAUUUAUUUAAUGAAAAUACUAUGAUUUCAUUAAUGUUGAACGUACUAAUAGUGUAACAAUAUCUUGUGUACGUUAUUUGUUACAAUGGCGAAUCACUACGAGGUUCCUAGCUGGGCUGGCAAGCCACCAACUGGGCUGCAUUUGGAUGUGCUAAAGGGCGAUAAAUUGAUACAAAAAUUAAUGAUUGACGAGAAAAAAUGUUACCUAUUUGGAAGGAAUCCUCAAAUGAAUGAUUUUUGUAUAGAUCAUGCCAGUUGUUCAAGGGUGCAUGCUGCAUUUGUUUAUCACAAACAUUUGAAUAGAGCAUUUUUAGUAGAUUUGGGCAGCACCCAUGGUACAUAUAUUGGUAAGAUGAGGCUAGAAGCAAACAAACCAACACAAUUGCCCAUUGAUUCAAACUUUCAUUUUGGAGCAUCUACAAGAAAUUAUAUUAUAAGGGAGAGACCAACUGGCAAUGCUCGUGGCAUCAUGGAAGAUUUACCUAAUACAGAACAGGAAGGUGCUCUGCUUGGAUUGCCGGAGACACAAACUGAGCUAGAUAAUUUAACGGAAUUUAACACUGCACAUAAUAGGAGGAUAUCCAUGUUGGGUAUAUCAACUGAUGAUGGCACAGAUGUACUGAAGCCGCCAGCAGGCACCAAGCGGUCAGCGUCAAUGCCGGCCGGGAUAACAAAGAAGGUGAAGAGAAAUGUCUCCUUCAACGAGGAGGUGGACAUCAUCAAUCCUGAGGACAUUGACCCUACCAUAGGCAGGUUCAGGAACCUGGUCAAGUCUACGAUUGUACCAAAUGCUAACACACCACCAAGGAAGCUGAAGCUGCAAAGUGCUGACGACAGUCAACACCAUCACUCACUUCGAUUGCAGGAGAUAUCUAGAGGGAAUAAUUUAUAUUCAGAUCUUCCAGCGCCCAGUUCCCAUCUCAGUCUUAUCGGUGCAAGGUUGGGUCUCUCGCUGCCGAAUCCAGCGCCGGAUGUUGAACUAGAAGGUCCAGAGCCACAUCUUAAUAUACACCCACCUUUACCAAACUCUGCUCCAGAAGAAGCCGGACCUUCGAGCGAGCCGAAGAAGAAGAAAUACGCGAAAGAAGCCUGGCCCGGCAGGAAACCAGGGCUCAUUCCGGGCGUGUGAAUAUAACGCAUAUUUUGCUAGUUCUAGACAUAAGAGCAAAGCAAUUGGUGGCUAAUAUUCGGCCAAUAUUGGGUCAAUGUUUGGCCAAUCAAUACUUGGCUAAUUUGGGCCAAUAUUCGAAUUGUUCGGUCAAUAGUUAGUCAAUACUUGGCCAAUAUUUGCCUCACUUUUAUUCAAUUUGAAACGGAGAUUAUCAAUGCGAUAAUUUCUUUUUCUGUACAUUAUACAAUAUCAUAGCCAGUAAUGAUUACUAUGAUUCUUUUUUAAGUCAAUGCUGUCUACUUGUUAAGUUGAGUACCGUAGUAAUUUUAUCACGAUUGCUGUCUUUUUUAUAGUUGUUACACAAUUUUAAUUUGUAUAAGGUGAUCUUUGCUAUGCUUUUAUUUUACGUGUCUAUUUCGUAAACAGUCUAAACAGAAAUAUAUUUUUUAAAUAAAUUAAUCAAUAAGAAUAAAACAAAUUGUGUAACACAUUAUUAUUAUUAUUAUAUUAGAGGGCAGUGGACUGUGAUGAGGUGAUAAAUGAUGUACACACGGAUUUUAGCAGAGAAAAUAUAAUGAAAAGCGACCCCAACAAGAAAAACGUUGUUAAAAGAUAUAAGAUCGAAAUUAUAAAUUAACAAUAUCAUUUUAAAAGUAAAUCUGUUUAAAAAAGUAUGUAAUAAAAUAUAAGGCGUUUGCAUUGGCCGGUCGCCAAUAUUUUAUUUAUUUUAAAUUAGUUCAUUUGUUUCAGUAAAAAAUAUAUAUAAUAGAGAUAGAUUGUUUAUCAAAUGAGUAAAAAUAAACAGUACGUCAAGUAAGUUGUUUUAAUUUAAUGUGUAUUAAAUUAUGUGGAUUUCAACCGACGUUUAUUAGACGUAAAUAAUUAUUUUUGUGAGAUCACCUCAUCAAUUAAUUUACCGUUACAUAUAUAUAACAAAGUGAUAUUGUAACAAAGUUUUAUAUAUUAAUCUAUUCUUCUAUACUUUGCAUAUUUAAUAAACAAUUUUGGCAGAUAUUUAUAUUCAAUAUAACAGUACAUAAAAUGAUCAAAUAGAAAAAAAAAUUGUGUUAAUUGACUGUGUAUUGUUAUAAAUUAUUGUGUAUCUUAUUUUAAAUAGUUUUAUUUAAAAUAUGAAUAUAAAUAUAAUAGUGUACAAUAAAGUAUAAACCUUUAUUGUACACAUAAAUUACAUUGUUAUAAUUUAUAUUAAAUAAAGACAGGCGAACAUAACUCUGUAAGUGUUCUCUGCCAGCAUGCCUUGAGUGGAAAGGAGCAUUAAUUACCAGCGAGCAGUGUGCGUACAAUUAGAACUGGGAACAUUAUAGUAUUAGUACUUAUUAUUUUUAUACAUUUAAUAUAGUUAAUUACGAAAUGACAUACCACAACUGUUUAUUAAAUAUACAUAAAAAAGUAUGUAAGUAAGCAAUAAAUUUAGAAAUAUGCUCACGACCCUAACAAAUCAAUACCAAAUACGGUUUUUGUAUGUAUGUACAAGGGAUAAAACAAACCAUAGGAAAAUUAAAAUUGAACGUCAAAAUAUAGAAAGUUUUAAACGAAGAGUUUACCAGUGUGAAAUAAUAAUUUAUCACAGUUGGUAUUUUUUGUAUAUAAAUGUCAUAAGUAAUUCUUCAAUUACCAAUAUAGUUUUGGAAAUACAGGUAAACUCUCGAUUAUUGAUAUUUGAUUGAAAUUCGUUGAAAUAGAAGCGUUUCUGAUCAGUUGUAUUUUAUUAAGACUUACAUAACAUAUUUGAAACACAACCAUCAAAUAUGAACUGAAUAUUUGUACAUUUGUAUAGAAAAAUUCCUACGGUAUGUCAAUGAGCUGUGAAUAAGUCUUAAAAUAAAGUAUGCAAUAGUUUUA